ACUUGAUGGUGUUAUGGCUGCAGCGAACCUGCACAAGUACUAGUAGCAGGAAUUAUUAUUAUAGUACUAUAGCAGUAAGAGUGGCUGUACUGCUACUCGUCACCUCCCACUUCAUGCCUGCACCGCCAGUGGCAGGGUCCAGACUGGGGUUCAAGGAUGCAAAGUGCGAGCAUACCAGGUACUCAAGCCCGCCUUCUUUCCUACUUUCGCGCUUUUGCCUGCGCUUCAUUCUUCCAGUAGCUGAUCCUUGCACAUCUCGACACUCCUUCGUCCGAUGCGCUGAGUGGUUGCACAACAGCCAAAUUGCAGACUGUCAACCGCCAGAAGCCUACCGACGUCUCUCUCGCUCAUAUAACAUAGAAGCGCUACCGGACUUGCUUCGAACUCGUCGCCCAACGUUGCUUGCAAGCAAGAUCUAUACAGUGUACCUCUUACUCACGAUCGAGCGCUCGCCUGCCUCUUGCCCGCCACACUAAAGGGUCCAUUGACACCCUUCAAAGGCACCGAUUCCCUAGAGAGCGCUGUCAUAUGCGCCAGCCUUAAGAGGGUGGAAAUGCGUGGGGAUUUGCGCAUAAAAGGGAAAUCUUGAGCUUUGCGACAAGGUCGACCAAUGUAACAUGCGCAUGGUUUCAUGGACGCAAUGGACGGAGUAUAUCGUAAUCGGCCUCCUUUCCGUCACAUCUCUCAGCCAGGCGCAGUUCCCUCCACCUAUGGAAGUGGCGACUCGGAUUACAACCCAGUCCUCCAUCAACCCCGACAUCACAAUCAGCUACAAAAGUGUUCCCGCUGGGACUUGUACGACAGUUUUUGCAACACAGAAGCAGUUCACUGGCUACAUUACACUGCCGCCCAAUGCGUCAGACCCGAGUCAAGGAAACUACACCAUCAAUACAUUCUUCUGGUUCAUUGAGUCGAGACAACUUCCUGAGUCGUCCCCCUUGACCAUCUUCAUCAAUGGAGGGCCGGGCUCGAGCAGUAUGGUCGGCCUCUUUCAGGAGGUGGGCCCUUGUCAAGUCGUUGAAAUCGCCAAAGAUCGAUUAGGGACCGUUGCUCGAGACUGGGGCUGGGACCGUAGCAGCAACAUCAUCUUCAUUGAUCAGCCGGUACAGGUGGGAUUCUCAUACGAUACGCCGACGAAUGCAUCUCUCAAUCUGCUGGAUGAGUCCACUGUCACUCCGCCGGCGGAUGUGCCAGCCACCCAGCCCGUGUACACUUUUCUCAAUGGGACAUUCGCUUCGGGAAAUCCAUCUUUUACAGCAAACACCUCUCAGAUUGCCGCUCAGUCGAUAUGGCAUUUUCUGCAGACAUUCUUGACCUCUUUCCCGCAAUACAACACUGCCCUGCGCAAAGAAAACACUACUCCAAGUGCAGAGGUUCACCUUUUCACCGAAAGCUUUGGUGGCAGAUACGGGCCUGCAAUGGGCUCAUUCUUUCAGGCUCAAAAUGCUCGUCGGACCACCGAUAUCGACUUCGCCAACCGUACAAUUGCCCUGGACCUAGUAUCCCUCGGCAUCAUCAAUGGUUGGGUUGACCUUCCGACGCAGAUUCCAUACCAUCCGAAGUUUGCCUACGAGAACACAUAUGGUAUUGAGGUAAUAUCACAACUGGAGCAAUUGAACGCCUUGAGCGCGUACAAUGGGGCGGAUGGCUGUCAGCAGCUGACCGCAACAUGCAGAGCGCAAGAGGCAGCUUUGGACCCCCUGGGGACUGGAGACAUAGAUGUGGUCAAUGAGGCCUGCUCUCGUGCGCAAUUGUACUGCCAGACAAAUGUUGUCGGUCCAUACACCCAGUCAGGACGAUCUAUCUAUGAUAUUUCUCAGAAUCUGCUGGAUCCGUUCCCCAGCCCUCUGUACCUCGAGUACCUCAAUCAACUCUCGGUGCAACAGGCAAUUGGGGUCCCUGUGAAUUACACGCAGGACUCAACCUCUGUAUUCAAGGCGUUCAAUGCUACUGGAGACUAUGCGCGCGAUGGCAUGAUCCAGGAUCUUGUGCAACUCCUGGUAUCGGGCGUUAGGGUCGCCUUGAUCUACGGAGACCGAGACUACAUUUGCAACUGGCUGGGAGGGGAGGCAGUUUCUUUUGCCAUAGCAGGUCUUGUCGGCGCGUCCUACCUGCCCUGGUAUGCAGCCGGGUAUGCCCCGAUUGUGGCCAAUAACUCAUACAUCGGCGGAGUUGUUCGGCAAUAUGGAAACUUGAGCUUUAGUCGGAUCUACGACGCAGGCCAUCUAGUUCCUGCUUACCAGCCAGAGACGGUCUUUACGGUCUUUUCUCGCAUUAUUCAAGGCACUGACAUAAGCUUGGGUAAUCCGAUAAACUUGUCAACCUACGCUUCCUCCGGAGAGCAGAACUCGACACAUCAGAAUUCGGCACCCCCAGCGGCCGAGCCGACCUGCUUCCUGCGAGCCGUAGAGGAGACAUGCAACACCGACCAGAGAAACAUGCUGGCUAACGGGGAUGGAACUAUUAUCAACGGGGUCCUCUACGAGAAGAAGUCGGACUGGCAAUCGCCUGAUCCAAGCAUCGUCACAAUGGCCGGUGUACCUGGAACGGAACCGGCCAGCAUAAUCGCCAGCGCACCCGUCUCUCAUCCCACAACGGACCGGGCAUCGCAAUCAGAGUCAUUUCAUAGCAGUUCAAGCAAGACUGGCGACUCCAGCAGUGAAAAGACCGCAACCUCCAGGGUUAAAAGCACAUCCGCUCUUCCCACUGGUGUGUAUACGGCUACAGGGGUGCCGGCUACUACCUCCAGUAGCAGUGGAGACAGUGGAGGAUCGAGCAAUGCGGCAUCGUCGACGACCAAAGCCAACAACGUUCUGACUUCAUUUCCUGUUUUUCGAGACACCCGACCUGGUACCGCCACGGCGGUGUGUGUCUAUAUCUAUGUUUUGGGGGUACUGAGUCAGGGAUGGAUGUAGCUGGGCUUACGCAAGCGGAACUGGCGCGUCCACUUAGAUAUGAAGAGGCAUGGGCCACAAUAUGGAAAAGAAGUCUUACCGGUCUCGUCGGGCACUGCGGUUUAGAAUAGAGCAUAGAAACGGACAUUUUAUGAUUUGAGUUCAGUGGUGCUUGAUGACACACCAAUGUCCAUGCGCCUGGGAUAGUAAUGCACACCAGAAAAGGCCAUUUACGUACACGUCAGGAUUACCAACUACAAAAACGCUUUUUCUGAGACAGGCGGUCGGACUUUUUGCGGGACAGGCUCUUAGUGUUCCGAAGCUCCCGGACAUUGCGGUCUUUGGGUGUAGACUGGAUACAAGACUUGGUUGCAGGGCUCAAUAUUGCAUUCAAUAGCGGACAGCAGUAGGAAAAGUAGUGAGGCAGCUCUUGACUCUACAAUAUGGUAUUAAGGGUGGCUGGUAAAGUUCCGAGAACGGCAAAGCGACGGGACCGGUUCUUAUAAUUCUGCACCAGAUGAUUGGUGAGCGUAUUGGUGAUAUCGGAUUGCCAGCGAGUAAGAGAGAGGAACCAUGCCUUGAAGAAGGUAUCCCAAUGUGCGUCUGGGUGUUCUGGAAAUGAAAUGUCAUGUCAAGUGCUAGUAAGGUCAGUUAAAACGGCUUGGCCACACAGAUUGAGGAUAUACAAUGUGCAAUACGCCCCUUCACAGGAGCAGCGAUCGUGGUGGUGAAGCUCACUCAAAACACUGCACUGGCAGCAGGCUGAGAAUUGAAGGCGGCCGGCGUACAGGUUGCGUGCGCCUCGGCCUCCAGUGCGCGGCCCGAGCAUUUCGUCCGGCUUAGUCACAACCGGAACCCGCGGGCUGUGCUGCCCCUAAUAGGAUUGGUCGCCAAGUGGUGAAGCAGGCUCUAAAUGACGCGGCGCCCCGAG
Messenger RNA from Exophiala dermatitidis NIH/UT8656, 3825 nucleotides. Its product is annotated as carboxypeptidase D. Gene Ontology annotation, biological process: proteolysis. NCBI's taxonomy places the organism in Eukaryota, Fungi, Ascomycota, Eurotiomycetes, Chaetothyriales, Herpotrichiellaceae. The transcript is spliced from 2 exons. Gene Ontology annotation, cellular component: fungal-type vacuole. Gene Ontology annotation, molecular function: serine-type carboxypeptidase activity. The record is from RefSeq and is a predicted model, not a curated record. Bases 618 to 2915 code for a protein of 765 amino acids.